This is a messenger RNA of Cicer arietinum (chickpea), 1888 nucleotides long. RefSeq names its product 7-deoxyloganetin glucosyltransferase (gene UGT85H6). The record is from RefSeq and is a predicted model, not a curated record. Gene Ontology annotation, molecular function: quercetin 7-O-glucosyltransferase activity; quercetin 3-O-glucosyltransferase activity. Lineage: Eukaryota; Viridiplantae; Streptophyta; Magnoliopsida; Fabales; Fabaceae.
AUUCAUUUUCACAUAAACAACUAUAUAUUUUAACUUAAAUGAAUUCAUCCAAAUCAAUUCUCUAUUAAAGCAGUGGCUUAUCACUCUUUCUCUAUACCUCACAACAUAAACAAUAAACAUACAAAAAGGAAAAACCAGAAAUGAGUUACAUUACUGACAAAAAGCCACAUGUUUUGUUGAUUCCAUAUCCAGCUCAAGGCCAUAUCAAUCCAUUGUUGAAACUAGCAAAAAUUCUUCACUUUAAAGGCUUUCACAUAACCUUUGUCAACACUGAAUACAAUCACAAACGUUUGGUCGAAUCAAAGGGUCCUAAUUCUCUUGAUGGUUUCACUGACUUUAACUUUGAGACUAUACCAGAUGGUUUCACUCCAAUGGAAGGUGAUGAUGAUGUUAGUCAAAAAAUAUUGUCUCUUUGUGAAUCAAUCAGAAAGAACUUCCUCGAACCCUUUCACAAACUUCUUGCUAAACUUCAUGAUUCAGCCAUUGCUGGUUUUAUUCCACCACUUACUUGCAUAGUUUCUGAUUAUAGCAUGAGCUUUACUAUACAAGCUUCUGAAGAACUUUCUCUCCCUAUUAUUCUCUUUAGUCCUGCCAAUGCAUGUAAUUUCUUGUGUAGUUUGCACUUACCAACAUUGUUUGAAAAAGGUCUCAUACCACUAAAAGAUAAGAGUUAUCUGACAAAUGGAUAUUUGGAAACUAAAGUAGACUGUAUUCCAGGACUGAAAAACUUUAGACUGAAGGAUUUGCCUGACUAUGUAAGGAUUACAGAUCCUAAUGAUUCCUUGGUAGAGUUUAUCAUCGAAUCGAUUGAUAGAGCUCCCCGAGCCGCGGCUAUUAUUUUUAAUACUUCUAAUGAACUUGAGAAUGAUGCAAUGAAUGCACUAUCCUCUAUGUUUCCUUCUAUUUAUGCCAUUGGCCCUUUAUCUUCAUAUUUAAAUGAAAGUUUGCAGAAUCACUUGGUAUCUUUAAGUUCCAAUCUUUGGAAAGAAGAUACCAAGUGUCUUGAAUGGCUUGAAUCUAAGGAACCAAAGUCUGUUGUUUAUGUAAAUUUUGGGAGCAUGACGGUUAUGACUUUGGAGAAACUGUUAGAGUUUGCUUGGGGUUUGGCUAAUAGCAAAAAACCAUUUUUGUGGAUCAUUAGGCCUGAUCUUGUCAUUGGUGGCUCUGUGGUUUUGUCAUCUGAGUUUGUGAAUGAAAUAUCAGAUAGAGGCCUAAUAGCAAGUUGGUGUCCACAAGAGAAAGUUUUGAACCACCCUUCAAUUGGUGGAUUCUUGACUCAUUGUGGAUGGAAUUCAACCACUGAGAGCAUAUGUGCUGGAGUUCCAAUGUUGUGUUGGCCAUUCUUUGCUGAACAGACGGCAAACUGCAGAUAUAUUUGUAAAGAAUGGGAGAUUGGACUUGAAAUUGAUACUAAUGUGAAGAGAGAAGAGGUGGAGAAGCUGGUCAAUGAAUUGAUGGUGGGAGAGAAAGGAAAGAAGAUGAGACAAAAGUCAAUUGAGUUGAAGAAGGUGGAGAAGGACACAAGACUUGGAGGUUCUUCAUACAUGAACUUGGACAAAGUGAUUAAUGAGGUCUUGCUAAAACAAAAUCAAACAUAAGUUUGGAAAGAAAGACUUAUUUUUCACACUAUCUUGAAUUUGAAUUCCAUUAUCAUGUCAAAGAUCCAUUUUGCAACAAAUAAUUUUUUUUUUGCUGUGUGAACUACUAGUUUAAAUUAAAAUUCUCCUGUAUCAUACAAGAUUGAAAUAGUUUUUGUUAGGAACAAUCAUUUUUAUUUUAUGUCUACCUAUGUUCUUAAGUGUGAACUUCAACAUUUUAGUGAGUAUAAUUGUUAUGAUGCAUUCACUUAUGUUGAGUAUGCAAUUAUGUAUAUUUUUUAUUUUCUAAA